CGUGCCGUCUUCCUCAACUGAAGGAAGUAAACAGAUAGGUAGGAGGAAGUGUCUUUGAUUUUGAAGUGUUCUAUGGCGGUAGGCCACUAAAUCUACUUAGAAAACCCAAGCGACAUCAAGCAUUAGACUAUCAAUUGAUCGUGCAUAAAAAGAAGAGAAAAUCUGUAGAGAAUUUACACUUUAUUUUCAAAUCACACUCGUCUGGAUCUAGUUCUCUAACCUACUUGAAUAUAUCCAAGUCAUCUCAGCUCGCCAAGAUAUCCUUAUUGAAGGUUUAAUCUCACUAUGGAGGGAGCAACUAAAGAGUCUAAACCUAGCGAUACCUCUCAGUCUGUGAUCGGUGAAGGAAGUGGCGAUCAAGACCAAGGCAUGGACAUUACACCGGAGAACGUCGCGUUUCUCACGCUCAAAUCGGAGUCGACGGGUGAAGAUGGCGAUGGUGGUCAGGCAUUGAGCCCCGUACCCACCCUAGAGAGCGUAGUGAGCUUGGUCACUGCCAACACCACAGACGUUACUGUGGCAGCAUUAGCAGCUGUGCAAGCUGCUGCUGAGUCAUCAAUUAAAAAUUCUGAGGCUGGUAAGGAUGGGACUGGUGCAACAACUCCAGGCAGCUCUUCAGCAGCUGCGGCUACGGCUCUAUUCCCUUGUCUAGUCUACUAUCCUGGCUCCAACAACUACAGCUUGAUAUGGGUACCCAUGGAUGGGUCCAACCCCGCCACUACUCAGCCGGGGGGAGCAGCUAUCUCCAGUCUAUUGUCAGCAGGAGUAUCACAGGCUAUGGCUCAGAGCAAUCCAUCCAUCAGCCAGGCCGUUAGUCAGGCCGUUACUCAGGCUGUUGUCAGUGCUGAAACAGUUCCCGCUGGUGUGACCUCCCCAACAUCUACCACGUUCACUGCGGCCGCACAACAGAACUACCUUCAACUGUUACAGCAGAUGGUACAACUACAGCAACUGCAACAAACCACCUCUGGUGAGACGACCUCAGCUGGGACAGUGACGGGGGCCCAGAGCACAUCAGGUGAUGUCCUCACCACCAACACUGUGGUCACACCCUCACUGACACAACCCCUCCUGGCCGACAAGCUCAUGUGGUCACCCUCCACCCCUGUGCACACAAUGGUAGACAACACACAGUCUUCUGUCGCUGUGACGUCCUCCCCACAAGUUGAGUUCAGCACUGGCUCACAGAUCCAGCUCUGGCAGUUCUUAUUAGAGCUCCUCACCGACCGAGAAAGUCAGUCGUGCAUAAAAUGGACGAACAAGGCCGAUUGGGAAUUCAAAAUCAUCGACCCUCCAGAGGUGGCGCGUAGGUGGGGCGAUAGGAAGAACAAACCCACCAUGAACUACGAGAAACUAUCGCGUGGAUUGAGAUACUAUUAUGACAAGAACAUUAUCAAGAAGGUCCCCAACCAGAGAUACGUGUACACGUUUGUGUGUGAUCUUGAGUCAUUAUUGGGACUAUCGUUCUCCGAGCUGCAGAAGGCACUGGCCUCCGGGACAGAGCAUGGUACGGCAAUCACUAUUGAGAAGAAACUGAACUCUACCAAGAAAGUAGUCAUAACUGAACCAUAGUUUUCUUUCAUACUGUUUCAGUCUAUAAAGGUUUUAGGGCAACAGCACUUCACUAGUUUAGUGUACUGUACCAUUACAACAUUAUAAUAAUAUCCAUGCGCAUCAUGCACUCCAUUCUUUCUUUGUACUGUUAGUUUCAUACUUUUUGUUAAACAUUUGCUCAAUUUCCCCACAGUUGACAUUUCAUUUUUACAAAUAAUUAUAAUUAUGAAGCCAACAAAAAUCAACUGAA
This is a messenger RNA of Halichondria panicea, 1804 nucleotides long. Its product is annotated as ETV5-related protein Ets96B-like. Gene Ontology annotation, biological process: cell differentiation; regulation of transcription by RNA polymerase II. NCBI's taxonomy places the organism in Eukaryota, Metazoa, Porifera, Demospongiae, Suberitida, Halichondriidae. Gene Ontology annotation, molecular function: sequence-specific DNA binding; DNA-binding transcription factor activity, RNA polymerase II-specific. Gene Ontology annotation, cellular component: nucleus. The record is from RefSeq and is a predicted model, not a curated record. The transcript is spliced from 6 exons. Bases 286 to 1572 code for a protein of 428 amino acids.